CGCCCGCGGCCGGGGCUCUGCCCGCCGCGCCUGGGGAGCCGAGGCUCCCGAGCUCCUGUCCCGGCUCCAGUCCGGGGGAAAAAGGAGGGCUGUCCCCUGGCUGAGGCGCACGGCCGCGCGAUUUUCCCUCACUCUCCCCGGCCCCAUCUGUGUCUCCAUGGCGUCUCAUCAGCAAUCCCGGAUCCAGGCUUACCUGGAGAAGAACAAGAUAGGUCCCCUGUUUGAGGAAUUAAUGACCAAAUUAAUAACUGAAACGCCUGACCAGCCAAUCCCAUUUCUCAUUGACCAUCUUCAGUCUAAACAAGGAAACCAUGGACAACUUCAAAGAACUUUAUCUGGAUCUGCAGCUCUCUGGGCAGAAAGUGAAACAUCAGUUUGUUUGUUUGUUUUAACAGAACAUAAAGGAACAAGAAGGGAUUUCAGAAGUUAUGAUAAGCCUUGGCAAUUAAGUGCAAAGAAGCCUAAAAAGUCAAAAAGUGACCUUGCUGUGUCUAACAUUUCCCCACCAUCACCAGAAUCCAAAUCAUUGCCAAGGUCAGUAGAUCAUCCUAAGUGGAACUGGCGAAUUAAACCACAAAGCCGUGAUUUUGAUGAAUUGAACCACAUCCUUCAAGAGAGCAAGAAGCUGGGAAAAGCCCUUGAGAAUCUCUCUCGAAGUAUUGCAAUUUCAGAUGAACUCGAUAAGGUUCAGAGUUACUCCCCAGAAGAUAAUAAGAGAGAAGUAACAACUUUACAAUGGAGAAACAUGAAAGACAUCACCUUAACCAAGUGGCCAAGAGAAGGAAACUGA
Molecule: messenger RNA, 790 nt
Organism: Mustela lutreola (European mink)
Lineage: Eukaryota; Metazoa; Chordata; Mammalia; Carnivora; Mustelidae
Exons: 1
Coding region: 158-790 (210 amino acids)
Source: RefSeq, a predicted model, not a curated record